Molecule: messenger RNA, 2104 nt
Organism: Aegilops tauschii subsp. strangulata
Lineage: Eukaryota; Viridiplantae; Streptophyta; Magnoliopsida; Poales; Poaceae
Product: ATP-dependent 6-phosphofructokinase 6
Biological process (GO): fructose 6-phosphate metabolic process; glycolytic process
Molecular function (GO): 6-phosphofructokinase activity; ATP binding
Source: RefSeq, a predicted model, not a curated record
CGCAUCGCAUCUCCGCUUUCCGGGGUCCCCCGCUUUCCACACGCGCCCCGAGAUUGUUCCCCGCUGCCGACUGCCGACUGACGACGCCUCCCUCCCCCUCUGAAGCAUUCGGUCAUUAUUAAAACCCGCGGCGCCUCUCGUCGGCUCGCGACAGCGCGGCAGCGAAGCGAAACCCCCCGGUUCCGGUUCCGGUUCCGAUUCCGAUUCCCCCGGCAGCCAUGGCGUCCCACAUCAUCCUGCCGCCGGACGGCGACGACGACGAGCAGCAGCGGAGGGAGGACGAGGAGAACGACGGCGGCGGCAGCGGGAGCGGGGGCGACGGGGAGCAGCAGCAGCAGGGCGGGGGCAACGCCAAGGCGGCGGUGCCCUUCUCCGCCAUGUGCGUGCGGAUCUCCCGCGACUCCUACCCCAACCUCCGCGCCCUCCGCAACGCCUCCCACGCCAGCCUCACCGACGCCGCAUACGUCAAGAUCUCCGAGGGCGACUUCGGAUACGUCCUCGACGACGUGCCCCACCUCGCCGACUACAUCCCCGACGUCCCCACUUACCCGAACCCAUUACAAGACCACCCAGCAUAUUCAACUGUCAAGCAAUAUUUUGUCGAUGAAGAUGACACCGUACCACAAAAGGUUGUUGUUCAAAAGAAUAGCCGCCGGGGGGUUCACUUCCGUCGUGCUGGACCCCGUCAGAGGGUUAAUUUUGAGUCAGACGAAGUGAAAGCAUGCAUUGUAAGUUGUGGAGGCCUUUGCCCUGGGCUCAACACUGUUAUCAGGGAGCUGGUGUGUGGCUUGGCGCACAUGUACAAUGUCAACAACAUCUUUGGAAUACAGAAUGGAUACAAGGGCUUCUAUUCUAGCAAUUAUGUUGCUAUUACACCAAAGACAGUCAAUGACAUCCACAAGAGGGGUGGUACAGUCCUUGGAACAUCACGAGGUGGUCAUGAUACAAAAAAGAUUGUUGACAACAUUCAGGAUCGGGGAAUUAAUCAGGUGUAUAUCAUUGGAGGAGAUGGGACUCAGAAGGGAGCAUAUGAGAUCUACAAGGAAAUCCGGAAGCGUGGCCUAAAAGUUGCCGUGGCAGGGGUUCCCAAGACAAUAGAUAAUGACAUAGCGAUUAUCGACAAGUCCUUUGGUUUUGAUUCGGCCGUCGAAGAGGCUCAACGUGCCAUUAAUUCAGCUCAUGUGGAAGCUUGCAGUGCUGAGAAUGGAAUAGGCUUGGUAAAACUGAUGGGUCGUUAUAGUGGGUUCAUUGCGAUGUAUGCUACUCUUGCAAGCCGGGAUGUGGAUUGCUGCUUGAUUCCAGAGUCUCCGUUUUAUAUGGAUGGGGAAGGGGGGUUGCUUCAGUAUGUAGAGAGGAGGCUGAAAGAGAACAAGCACAUGGUUAUUGUUGUUGCUGAGGGAGCAGGCCAGGAUAUUAUUGCCAAAAGCAUACCCGCUUCAGAUCAGCUAGAUGCAUCUGGAAAUAAGCUGCUUCUUGAUAUUGGUCUCUGGCUGACUCACAAGAUUAAGGAUCACUUCAAGAGCAAAAAGAUGGAGAUGACGAUUAAAUACAUUGAUCCUACCUACAUGAUCCGAGCUAUUCCGAGUAAUGCAGCAGACAAUGUCUACUGCACACUGCUGGCUCACAGUGCCAUCCAUGGCGCAAUGGCGGGAUACAGCUUCACUGUUGGGAUGGUCAAUGGCAGACAUGCCUACAUACCUUUCUACAGGGUGACGUCCACACGGAACAAGGUGAAGAUCACUGACCGGAUGUGGGCGAGGCUGCUGUCGUCGACCAACCAGCCAAGUUUCCUGAGGCAGAAGGACAUCGACGAGGCUAGGGAGGCCGAUAGGCUGACCAACAAGCCUCCGCUACCACCUGUCGCCAACCAGAAUGUGGCAAAAGCAUUUGACCAAUCUGCAUCGGCUUCGUCGAACGGCGAGAUAUAGCGAUGCGCUGGUCUGUAACCGUGUACAGUAGCUACUGCUAUCCUGCUGAUGAACAUGUGCCACGGCACGCCACGCCAUGAAGUUUUGCUUCCUUACGAUAUCCCUUGUAUGAGUAGUGCACGUAUGGAUACUGUUCAGGUGUUCUGUGAAAUAAGCAGUAUAUUAUUGUGCUGCUA